AUGUUCAAAGGAUUUACUGAAAAUCAAAAAAAAAUAUUUGAAGCAAAAAAUCAGUCCGCGAGUGAAUUCAUUUUUUCUCUUGCUGAUUUAGAACUAGUAGAAAUAAAUGAAAACCGAAGAAAAUGUCGCUUACUUUCUAAUGAACUAAGUCAGAAAUUACAUCAAAUCUAUUCCGAAGGUAAAAGUGGUUAUAUUCCACCCAUAAAGUUCAUUGAUUUUGAGUCAAGAUCUUGUGGUCUUGCUGAUUUUCCUGGCAAUUUUCACUUUAUUUUUAGCUAUGAUUGGUGGCUACUAGUAAAUAAAAAAAGUGUUCAAGAGAAUUCAGAAAUUCUUUCAAAUGGAACAUUGAAAUUUAAAUUUUUUGUUAAUCCUGGGUGCGGAUUAACUGUCUUUUCCGCGAAUUAUGACUAUAACUUUGCAAAUCAAAAAUUCCUCGAAUUCACCCAAGCCCGCUCCUCCUCCCUUCAAGAAAUCCAAAACACUAUCCAAAAUG
Funneliformis geosporum is the source of this 493-nucleotide messenger RNA. Lineage: Eukaryota; Fungi; Glomeromycota; Glomeromycetes; Glomerales; Glomeraceae. The record is from the annotation of a GenBank genome assembly.